This is a messenger RNA of Pseudo-nitzschia multistriata, 1788 nucleotides long. NCBI's taxonomy places the organism in Eukaryota, Bacillariophyta, Bacillariophyceae, Bacillariales, Bacillariaceae. The record is from the annotation of a GenBank genome assembly.
CGACAACGCUCACAUAGUCUCUAGCAUCAAGWAACAACAAUACUUUCUUCAGCAGAUUUAWCGAUGGCAAGAACAGGUCAAAAUCAAACAAUGAAAUCAUCCCUUGCUUUUAUCAUCUCAGUGCUGUCGUUGUUGUCAACGAGCUAUUCAACAUCGCACGUUUGUGCAUUUAAUCCAGUUGUUUUUCAUUUGGCUUCAAAACACCAGUCAACGAGCUUUGGGAUUACAUCAACAUCAACAUCAUUUGCGACCCGCCUCAACAGCUUGAAUCAAGAUAUCAACGAGAGCGACAACAGCAACGAGGACAAGGAAGAAYUUCGCAAGGCGCGUGUGGAAAAAGAUCCCUCGAGUUCCAAACGGUUUGCCUCAGGAGAUGAAUUGACUAUGCUAAGAGAAGACAUARAAAGUCUGAAACARAAUUUGGAAUGGGCGAAGGCCUUGAAAGACGACGCCCGUAUCGAAUCUCUUGAAAAGGCAAUUGGGAAAGGGCAAAAGCGUGACCCAUACUUCAUGUACGACAAGGCACAAAAAAUAAUUGCAGAAGCGAAGAAAAUGGAUGAUGUUUCCGACGAAGAAAAAGAKAUUCUUAUUGAGAAAUGGUCAAACGUUGAAUCGGAUGCACGUGAAUUUAUGCCACAUCUCAACAUGGAGGGCUUGUGGGUAGGAGAGUAAGUGGACAAGAUCACUGUUAAAAAUUAUGAUGCACUUUUCGAAUAGAUKGUAGACCUCUUUCAUUUCUCRAAUCGCUUUUCUUAUUUCCUGACGAAUUUUUCUUACUGAUUUUAUUUGCCUUUUAAAAAAUUAGUUAUGGAGAUUCAAAAGGAUUACAACUGAUCAACAUUACCUACACAGGCGACGAGAUAAUUGCGGAAAAAGUGACGGGGGACAUCAAUGUGCCGAGAGGAGAGAGGAGUUUCACGGUUAACAUCAAACCGUCAAACUCAUCCGCUCUUCCGCCAGUGAAGCUUGUCAACGAACAGCGAAGUGGUGAGUUCUAUCGCUUUCCAGGGAAAGGUCAGGUAUCAAGAAAGGGAUUCAAAGAUAAUCGAUUUGUUGAGGGACAAAUGAUCCUGUUCGAAAAUCGAUUCAGCUUCGUAUGGAUCCCUACAAAGCACCACGUACUGUUUCGUCGCCCCUCUCCCGAAAUGACCAUCAAGUUGUUAAGAAAUACACUAAGCAAAGAAGAUGAAAUUGAAAACAUGCGAGAACAUGUGUCUCGCUGCUUUGAUAUGGAUCUCAGUACGGCGAUCGCCCGGGAGCAAGACCCAUUCAUAGUCCACGAACCCUUGCGUCGAAUUUCAACGCAAGAGGAACUCGAAGAGGUCGAACARCGAUUUAAGCAGGGUGAACGCGGAAAUUUGUUUUUACAGAUUGGCAAGUGGCGAAAUUAUAUUGACCAGGUGCUCGACAAGAAAAACUAGGUGCAACUAUCUUGUGAAGGUGUUAUUGAAUAUCAACCUCGACACAUUAUGCAGUACAAACGAAUAGGGUACGAGAUCAAUAAAUUAUACAAUUGAGACAAGUAGCGCUCAAAAAGAGUCAAUUUUCAAAUCCGACGAWAAUGGUUAUCAUCUCGUUUUGAUUCGGUUCCAAAAACUUCUUUCGCUGGCCUCCCCUAAACUUCCGUAGGAUCUUGUAUCGAAUCUCCUCUUUUGUACCUCACACUACAAUCUCUACCGACUUGACGCGACAUAGUAAUCCAAAUAAGUUUCAUUCCACCCAAGGACUUUGCAGAAAAUUCGUAUUCUCAAUCAAUAAGAGUAAURCGAUUAAAUUACCAUCAACUAA